Messenger RNA from Doryrhamphus excisus (bluestripe pipefish), 2253 nucleotides. NCBI's taxonomy places the organism in Eukaryota, Metazoa, Chordata, Actinopteri, Syngnathiformes, Syngnathidae. The record is from RefSeq and is a predicted model, not a curated record.
GUCAUAAAACUGCGACAGCAUAGGCGGCAGUUCGUUUUCAAUGGGUCUGUCAUUACAUUUACGUUAACCCUAAUUAAUUAAAUAGCCUGAAUUAAGAUGAUUCACGAAUUAUUGCUGGCUCUGAGCGGAUACCCGGGGGCUAUUUUCACAUGCAACAAAAGAAGUGGUUUGCAGGUGUCCCAGGACCUGCCAUUCCUCCAUCCCAGCGAGACUAGCGUCCUCAAUCGAAUCUGUAAACUGGGCUCGGACUACAUACGCUUUACCGAGUUUAUAGAGCAACACAGCGGCCAUGUGCAUCAACAAGAACAUAACACAAAUCAGGCCAGCCAGACGGGACUCCAUGGAAUUUACUUGCGUGCGUUCUGCACAGGACUGGACUCCAUGCUGCAGCCUUACAGACAGGCCCUGCUGGACCUUGAACAGGAGUUCCUGGGCGAUCCCCACCUGACCAUAUCCCAUGUGAAUUAUAAGCUCGAUCAGUUUCAGUUGCUUUUUCCCUCGGUCAUUGUGGUGGUGGAGACGAUUAAAUCCCAGAAGAUCCAUGGCUGUCAAAUCCUGGAAACGGUAUACAAGCACAGCUGCGGGGGUCUUCCUCCUGUACGCAUGGCCUUAGAGAAGAUCCUUGCAGUGUGUCACGGUGUGAUGUACAAACAACUUGCAGCAUGGAUGCUGCACGGAUUACUUCUGGACCAAAACGAGGAGUUUUUCGUCAAACAGGGUCCCAGCGCUGGCGGAGCGGCUUCGAACCAGGAGGAGGAAGAAGAAGAUCUCGGCCUGGGAGGCCUAAGUGGCAAACAGCUGCGAGAACUACAGGACCUGAGGCUGAUCGAGGAGGAGAACAUGUUGGCUCCAUCUCUCCAGCAGUUCUCCCUGCGAGCAGAAAUGCUGCCUUCUUAUAUUCCCAUACGAGUGGCAGAGAAGAUUCUCUUUGUUGGAGAGUCCGUUCAGAUGUUUGAAAACCACAACCACAGCCCAUCUAGAGCUGGCUCCAUAUUGAAGCACCAGGAGGACGCCUUUGCCGCUGAGUUGCACAGACUCAAACAACAGCCUCUCUUCAGCCUGGCCGAUUUUGAGAACGUAAUCGAUCGCAUCAGAAGCACCGUGGCAGAGCAUCUAUGGACGCUGAUGGUGGAGGAGUCUGACCUUCUCGAGCAGCUCAAGAUCAUCAAGGACUUCUAUUUGCUGGGCCGCGGCGAGCUCUACCAGGUUUUUAUCGACCUGGCGCAGCACAUGCUGAAGACCCCGCCGACGGCGGUCACAGAGCAUGAUGUAAACGUGGCCUUUCAGCAAGCGGCUCAUAAAGUGCUGCUGGAUGAUGAUAAUCUGCUGCCUUUACUGCACCUCACCGUCGACUACCAGGGCAAAGACAGCAAAGAGACGGCAGCUCCUCGAGACGGAGCCACUCCUCCCCAAGACAUCUCCCCCCGUGAGAUGCCCCCCACUGGCUGGGCGGCCCUCGGCCUCAUCUACAAGGUUCAGUGGCCGCUGCACAUCCUGUUCACUCCCGCCGUUCUGGAAAAGUACAACGUUGUGUUCAGGUACCUGCUGAGCGUGCGACGCGUGCAGUCGCAGCUGCAGCACUGCUGGGCCCUGCAAAUGCAGAGGAAACAUCUCAAGUCCAGCCAUACGGACGCCAUCAAGUGGAGGCUGCGGAACCACAUGGCUUUCCUCAUUGAUAACCUGCAGUACUACUUACAGGUGGAUGUUCUGGAGUCCCAGUUCUCUCAGCUGCUUCAACAGAUCAACUCCACCAGAGACUUCGAGAGCAUCAGACUGGCCCACGACCAUUUCCUCAGCAACCUGCUGGCCCAGUCCUUCAUCCUCCUCAAGCCGGUCUUCCACUGCCUCAAUGAGAUCCUGGAGCUCUGCCAGAGCUUCUGCUCCCUGGUGAGUCAGAGCGUGGCCUUACUGGACGAGAGGGGGACCGCCCAGCUGGACAUCCUGGUCAAGGUGGCGUGGGGCUUCAGGCGUCAGUCCUCGGUGUUGUUCAAAAUCCUGUCGAGCGUCAGGAACCACCAGAUCAACUCGGACCUGGCGCAGCUGCUUCUGCGACUGGACUACAACAAGUACUACACCCAGGCCGGAGGCACUUUGGGCAGUGUUUAAGAAGACGACAAAAGGACGACGCCGUCAACUUCCUUCGAUAUUUGUCCCUUUUGCACAAAAUUGUAAAUAUUAAAAGCGUGUAUUAAUUUGUGUCUGAUAAAUAAAACAAUCCACAACUGAAAGAAGGCUGAAAAUGUAUUCAUAAAA